AUGUCAAGGCAAUCAGCAAACGAAAUCGAUCAAUUGAUUCGACAAACCCGACCGACCAAUCGUGACUUGGUUCGUCGUGAUGUUAUACAAGCGAUUCAAUCCAAUGUCAGCAGUUUAAGAUUGGACGCUGCUACGUAUCGCUAUCCGAAUGGAACGACGAAAGAAUCACUUCGCUUACAAGGAACUGUUAUAUGUCGAUAUCGAGGAAAUCAGUAUAAUAUCCCAAUCGAAAUAUGGCUUCAACAAGAUCAUCCGAUUGUUGCACCAAUAGCUUAUGUUAAACCAACAGCAGAUAUGCAUGUAUCAACGACAAGUAAUGAUGUUCGGAUAGAUGGAACGGUUGUUAUACCAUACUUACGGAAUUGGCGUCAUCCGACUAGCGAUUUGAGCCAUUUGUUGAACGCUAUGUCCGAUGCAUUUAGUCAAACUCCUCCAGUAUAUUCAGCUCCGACUUCGGCUGCUGUUAACCAUUCACCAUAUCCAACAACGGCAACGCCAUAUCCAUUGGCAACAACUCCAUAUCCUCCAGCAACGACGCCUUAUCCACCGAUGACAGCAGCGUCAAUGCCCAUGCCCGAAAGAUACAAUGGAAUGUCGGCUGGAUCAAGCACAUCUCAUUCAUACCCAUAUGGGUAUCCACAGACAGAAAUUCCAGCGGAUGUCUAUCGAGCAUCUCUUCUAUCAGCUGUCCAAAAUAAAGUCACAAAUCGUCUAAGAGAAACAAUACAAAUGAGCAAUGCCCAGAUUGAUUCAUUACGAAAAAUUCAAGAAGAUUUAAAUAAUGGAGGAAGAACAUUACAAAGCUUAAUUCGCGAUAUGCAACAGCAACAAACUGAUGCAGAAAAUCAUAUGAAAAACAUACGAGUGAAAACCAAUGCCAUAUUGGAUUCAUCAUCUAAAACAUCAUCUGGAAAAGAAAAUUCAGUCGAAGAGGAUGCAGUCAUUACACCUGCGCCAAUCUACAAACAACUUUUACAAGCUUAUGCUGAAGAACAUGCAAUUCAAGAUUUGUUAUACUACCUUGCAGAAGGACUUCGACGAGAAUCUAUUGGAUUAGAUACUUAUUUGAAACAUGUUAGAGAACUUUCUCGAAAACAAUUCAUUUUGCGAGCAACAAUGCAUCGAUGUCGACAAAUUAUUACUCCAUCUAUAUAA
Messenger RNA from Adineta ricciae, 1155 nucleotides. The record is from the annotation of a GenBank genome assembly. NCBI's taxonomy places the organism in Eukaryota, Metazoa, Rotifera, Eurotatoria, Adinetida, Adinetidae.